AACCCCCAUAUUAAGUAAUGCCCCCGAUUUGCGGUCUGCAGAUAUACCUUAUUGCACAGGACGCUGAUCAGUAGUUAUUAUGACCUGUUACUGACCAGUAUUUGUAAGUGGGUUAACUCAGUGUUAAUGGAUAAUUUUCCGAGUGACGAAAUAACACAGCAAAUCCAGUGACGACCGCUGGGUCUUUCGGUACAUACGGAUAUUAACUAAAUCGUAUUUUAUUGUUAGUCCUUAGCUAGUCUAAUUAAGCUUGCUAGAUAUCUUCCGUUGGGCAGAGUACUGUUUAGAAAAGAUAGGGCGAACUCCAAUAGUGAUUCCAGAUACCAGUGAAUUCUGGGGGUUUCCUCUGCCUGUUACUGAAGAAACGUCGACUGGUCUCUGAUCAACUCGCAACUUUCCUACUUUUUUUCACCUGCGCCACUUUAGACCUCCCUGGAACAUUCGCUCCGCUUAACCGCAAGAGAGGACUUCGCCUUUGUUCCCCAGUCCGUGUUAUGGAGGAAGACCAGGCCUGCACCGUCUCAUGUAUGGGUCUGGUGUGGUCUUUAUUUUAUCAGAUGGAGGAGAAACCCAACCUGCUGCUCUCCUUCCACACUGAGAUCAAACAAGAGUCACUUGAUUCAGAGAUGACAUCAGUGAAGCAGGAAGACUGCAGUCAAACACUGGGAUUGAAUGAUAUUACAGGUGAAGAGGAAGAGAUUGAGGGUUUAAUUAAUCAGGAUUGGAUUCCAGAAGUGGAGACAUUUUCUACAUUUGGAGAGAAACAACACAAAGACAACGAAGUUAAGAAGUCUUACCACUGCUCCCAUUGUGAAAAAAGUUUUCUAUCUAUAUCACAGUUGAAACUUCAUUUUAUCAUCCAUGCGGGAGAGAAGAAAUACUCCUGUUCUGACUGUGGCAAGAGUUUCAGAAAAUCAGCUGCACUUUCACAACAUCAGAGAGUGCACACAGGAGAGAAGCCUUACCACUGUACCUAUUGUGGAAAGAGUUUCUCUUCAUCAAGUUACCUAAAAGUUCACCAGCGCCUACAUACUGGAGAGAAGCCCUAUUCCUGUUCUGAAUGUGGGAAGAGUUUCUUUGAUAUCUAUCAACUUAAAACUCACCAGCACGUACAUCUUGGAAUGAAGCCUCAUUCCUGUUCUGACUGUGGGAAGGGUUUCACUACUUCAGCAGGACUUGCUCGCCAUCAGAGAGUGCACACAGGAGAGAAGCCUUAUUCCUGUACCGACUGUGGGAAGAGUUUCUCUUCAUCAAGUUACCUAAAAUGUCACCAGCGCCUACAUACUGGAGAGAAACCUUACUCCUGUUCUGACUGUGGGAAGAGUUUCAAUCAUUUAAAUAACUUAAAAACUCACCAGCACCUACAUACUGGAGAGAAACUGUACUCCUGUUCUGAAUGUGGGAAGAGUUUCAGUACUUCAGCAGGACUUGGUCAACAUCAAAGAAUGCACACAGGAGAGAAGCCUUAUUCCUGUACCAACUGUGGGAAGAGUUUCUCUUCAUCAAGUUCUGUAAAAUGUCACCAGCGCCUACAUACUGGAGAGAAACCUUUCUCCUGUUCUGACUGUGGGAAGAGUUUCAAUCAGUUAAAUAACUUAAAAACUCACCAGCGCCUACAUACUGGAGAGAAAUUGUACUCCUGUUCUGAAUGUGGGAAGAGUUUCACUACUUCAGCAGGACUUGCUCUACAUCAGAGAGUGCACACAGGAGAGAAGCCUUAUUCCUGUACCAACUGUGGGAAGAGUUUCUCUUCAUCAAGUUCUGUAAAAUGUCACCAGCGCCUACAUACUGGAGAGAAACCUUACUCCUGUUCUGACUGUGGGAAGAGUUUCACUACUUCAAGUACACUUACUCUACAUCAGAGGGUACACACAGGAGAGAAGCCUUACUCCUGUACUGACUGUGGUAAGCGUUUCUCUCAGUUAAUCGGCCUUGAACGUCACCAGCACAUACAUAGUGGAGAGAAACCUUACUCCUGUUCUUACUGUGGGAAGAGUUUCAUUCAUUCCUUUACUCUUACUCUACAUCAGAGAGUACACACAGGAGAGAAGCCUUACUCCUGUACUGACUGUGGUAAGAGUUUUACAAGUUCAGGUCCACUUACUCAACAUCAGAGAGUGCACACAGGAGAGAAGCCUUACUCCUGUGCCGACUGUGGAAAGACAUUUUCUUGGUUAAGCAGCCUAAAAUCGCACCAACGCAUACAUAGUGGAGAGAAACCUUACUCCUGUUCUGCCUGUGGGAAGAGUUUCUUUUCAUCGUCUCAAUUUAAUGUUCAUCGGAGAAUGCACACCGGGGAGAAGCCUUACUCCUGUUCUGACUGUGGGAAGAGUUUCUCUCGAUCAGACAGCCUUAAAUCUCACCAGCGCAUACAUACUAAAGAUUAGACUUACUCCGUUUCUAACUCUGGCUAGAGUUUCUCUCAAUUAGGCAGCCUUUAAGCUCACCAGCGCAUGCAUACAAGAGAGAUCCCUUACUCUGAUUCUGAUUCUGGGAAAUGUUUCAGUCAUCUAGGUUCCCUUCAUACUCAUCAGUAGAUGCUUACUGGAGAAUAACCCUACUUCUGAAUGUGGGAUGUGGUUUAUGACAUCAUCUAAACUUAGAGUACAUCAUAGAGAGGGAAGAGUUUCUCAUAAUCAAAGAACUUGUUGGAAAGAGAUUAAAUGCUUUGGAGACAGUCAGAUACUUUAGAACAACUGGAAUAUAAAUAAUGCACUCACUAUCCAAGUCUAAACAGUUCAGGGAUGUAUUGUGGAGAAGUAUUUUGGAGUAACUUAAUAUGGUUUGGCUAAAGAAUUAGGGGAAGGAUGGUCAUUGUUCUAUGGGAGAGAUUUUGUAGUUGAUCUGUGUGGAAUAUUAUGUAUUGUUAAUGUUAUUAGUAGUAUAUAUUAAU
This is a messenger RNA of Esox lucius (northern pike), 2893 nucleotides long. RefSeq names its product zinc finger protein 420-like. The record is from RefSeq and is a predicted model, not a curated record. The coding region runs from base 495 to 2387 and encodes 630 amino acids. The transcript is spliced from 3 exons. Lineage: Eukaryota; Metazoa; Chordata; Actinopteri; Esociformes; Esocidae.